This is a messenger RNA of Cuscuta europaea, 1649 nucleotides long. The record is from the annotation of a GenBank genome assembly. NCBI's taxonomy places the organism in Eukaryota, Viridiplantae, Streptophyta, Magnoliopsida, Solanales, Convolvulaceae.
CAUGAAAUUAAGUGAGAGAUGGGGCGAUAUUCCUUCUUUAGAGGAGAGGUGAGCAAAGUAGAGUCAAACGAAAUGAAAGUCUGGAAUCUCCCCAGCACGUUCAUAACCAAGUCAACUUCCCACCAAAUCUCAGCGGCAGUUCAAUCUUGAUCCUCAGGAAUGGGCCGGAAGGGGAAUGAGUCUGGUCCCACGAAAUGGGCCCCCGUGGCUCUCCUCGUCAUGGGUCUGAUUUCUUGCACUGUCGUCUAUGCUUUCAUGUCAGCUGCUCUAAGAGCAAGAAGCAGCAGUGCAAGGGUUGAGUCUUUGGAGGAGGAGAGUGGCGCGGAAGAGGAGGGUGACAGCAUCGACGGGUGUUGCAAAGGGAUUGAGAACUUGGAGCUUUGGGGCCCCGCCGUGAAGUGGGGAGCGGAAUUUAAGUUUAAUUCUUCAGCGGAUUGCUGUAAAGCUUGCAGGUCUAUGUGCAGUGGCAAUUCCGGGCCUUGUUUGUGUGAUACUUGGGUGUUCUGCGGAAACAAAGAAGCUUGUGGGUCCAAAUUUGGUGAGUGCUGGCUGAAGAAGCAGAAAGAUACCUUCAAACCAGAUCGCCAGGAAGCAGGAAACAAAACCAUGUGGACCUCUGGCAUAAUUUUUGGGAGAGGAGAGGCUACUGUUGCCUUCGAAACCAAGUAUGGCACUGUUCGAGUAAAGGAUCUGUUAACGAAGCAGACUAUUGGUAAAGGACAUGAGUCAGCUGGUCUUUAUAUUUUGGAUACAUCAAUCACAAAAGCUAUUGCCUGAAUGCUCCCCACACUCAAUAAUGUACAUCCUAGAGUUGCUAGCGUCCCGUCACUGUGCAGGCUGCCAAUUCCAUCGUGCAGAAGGUAGAGGGGAAGCUUGGGAUUCACAAGGAAAUCACAUGAAAGAUGCAUCCUUCGGGCCGCCCUAUGCUCUAGUACAAGGAACUCUUGAGGCCCAAGGAGUGACAUUUCACAACAUUCCCACUGAAUUCUGCCCGACCGUGACCCGGGGUUCGGUGGCGUGGAUUGGCUCAGGCCCCGAGUUCUUUAUCAGUCUGGCAAACCAUCAAGAGUGGAGAAAUUCGUAUACUGUCUUUGGUUCUGUUCUGGACAUGGAGACUGUUGAGAAAAUUGCCCAACUCCCUACCAGGUCUGAUGUUUGGGACGGGGUUAGCGUGUCUGUUUUGGAGAAACAUGUUCCCCUGAGGAUUCAAAGAAUCAAGGCAGGCAGUUGAGUGGAUUCCUUCAUUUUGCUCCAACUUUGUACAUGGAAGUCAUAGUUCUGUUUUUCCCUUAACCUGUUCUUCUUGGUGUCAUCCAUCAGUAAUUCCAGCUUGUAAUGUGUGUGUACUUAGCUGUUCUUGAGUAAUAAUUUUAGAAGUUACUACAUUGUAUUUUUCUUCACUUAACUCCGUUGAUGUCCCUGAACUUCGUGUGCACCCUCUCCUAGGUCUAUUUUGGAAAGCUUUUGCAACAUUUAUAAGCGCUUUUGAAUGCUCUAAAUGCAGCUUUUCAGGGCCAAUCAAAUGCAUACCUUUGUAAAUUGUAAGUCUUAAAAGCUCCAGGACUUGUAGAUAUUUAAGUGAUGAAUUUUGAGACAAACAUUGUAUCAUAAGAGAAGUAUUAAUAACAUAUUUUAGGAAUCACAAAUUA